This is a messenger RNA of Drosophila biarmipes, 1716 nucleotides long. RefSeq names its product hepatoma-derived growth factor. NCBI's taxonomy places the organism in Eukaryota, Metazoa, Arthropoda, Insecta, Diptera, Drosophilidae. The record is from RefSeq and is a predicted model, not a curated record. The transcript has a single exon. Bases 120 to 1166 code for a protein of 348 amino acids.
ACCUUCGAAAUUCCAGGAACACGAUCGUCUGCUUCUUCUUCCUGCAGCCAUCCAACUUUGAAAACAACGCUUUCUUAAAUCGAUUUUCCCCCAAAAAUAAGGCAAAUAUAGAGCAAAAGAUGGGACGACACCGUGCAAGGAAGCCUCUUUUCACGAUCGGCGACUUCGUGUUCGCCAAGGUGCGUGGCUAUCGAGCCUGGCCGGCCCGCAUUCUGGACCGCGCCGGUUUGACGGCGUACAACGUGUACUUCUACGGCACCUGCAACCACGCAAAGGUGCCGCGCAGCCAGAUCGUUGACUUCCAGAGGAACCAGCGUCGCCUGGGCGUAUUCCGAUCCAAGGGUUACGCUUGCCAUCCCGAUUUCCGGGGCGCCAUGCUCCACGCCCGCCAGGCAUUCGCCAAUCCGGAGAUGGACUACGGCUACUACCAGCAGAUGGCCGUAAACGAGGGCCACUGCGUCAACGCCGAGGAUCUGAAAAUGGAGUACGCAGUGGUGGAUGUUCCCGACAGCCAGCAGAAACUGGAGGAGAAGCAGGAGAAUCAGGGGGAGCAGGAUGCUAGGGAGGAGGGGUGGAUGAAUCUGUUGAUGGAGGACGACUCAUCGAACGAAACCCCUAAAGAUCCGCUGGUCGAAUGCGGUUCACACGAGCUGGACUCUAUGAACCAACCGAAGAAGCAGGUCUCAGUGGAGCUGGACUCAAAGGAUCCACUGGAGGAGCAGGAUGUCGAACAGUACUACCUAAUGGCCCAGUUUACUCCUUUAAAAUCGGAUAAGAUAUACCCCAUGGAUAAGCAGAAAGAUCGUGAUGCGGAGGUAACAACUGCAAAGGAUCUGGGACUGGUUUUUGAAGGAUUGGAAUCGAAAGAUCGGUCGGGGAAGCAGGUUGGAGAGGGAAACGAAGAUCAGUUGGUGGAGCCAGAACCCGUUAAACAGAACUCAAUGCCUCAGCUGGAUGGAUUAGACUCGGAUGAAAUAGACUUUAAGGAGCAGGAAAAGGUUUCCAAAGCUCUACUCGACAAAGAUGUGCAGGAACUAAUGGACAUGUUAGAGGAUUACGACGAGCACGCUCGUAUAGAAGAGGAUUACGAAUCAGAGAUGCAAAAACUGGAGGGAAUGUACUUCAUGGAUCAGCCAUUAAACCUAACCUGUCGUCGUCGUUGUUAAAUGACUCAUGGAGCAGCCUCCGCCAAAUGUGAAAAGGUGAUUUUUGUUUGGUACAUGAAAUAUUAUAAACGCACUGUUUUUUUUGUCUGCUUAGACUAGAUAACACUUCAAAUGUUCUUGGAAUUUAUUAAUGUUCAUAUUAUGUCUGUCUUGCACUAAGUACUCAGUAUAUUGAGUAAAACCAACCAAAACGUAAUAACUUGUUAAAAAAAAGUUCUAUUGAUAUGCAACAAUGAUUAACAACAGUAAGAGAUUUAGUUUUCGAAAGCGUUAACAAAUUGAGCAUAUUAAACUGUAUCUAAAUAAUAUUCCAUAUAAAUGCUCCAUUAAGGUCCAUUAAGAGGACAAUAUUGUUUAGUAAACAUAGUAUGUUUAAAAAAGAUAAAAUUCAUAAGGAGAGCUAUAACAGCAAACUUUUAUGAAACUACAUUUUCGUUUUUUGUUAAAUCAGAAUUAAACUUCUUCAUAAAUAUAAACUUAUUAAUUUGAAAGGUUUGAAAUGGAAUUAGUAAAACUGAGUAAUCGAAAUUAAAACACUCGCUUUUUAUGA